AUGCUACAGCAGAACGAGGUCUUCGAUGCAGAGCUGUCAAUGGCAGGCAUUUUCGAGGUCAAAUCUGCAGCCCGGGCUCCACUUCUAGAGGCCCUGACUUUGGGAAAGCUUCUGCUGCUACCAGCCCUAUUGACAGAUGAUGGGCAUGGGCACGGCAUCCCAGACUUUGGCUUAUGGAGAUCUUUUCUCGACAGCUGUUCUUGUUUUUGGUUGGAUGCGUCCCGCUGUUUUUCCCGUGCGGGCACGGAGUUUUUUGGGCACGGAGAUGCGGUUCAUCUGAGCGUGGACUUAAGCUGUGAGGAGCUGUGUGCAGCAUGCGAUUUUCCCUCAAGACGCUCGAGGGCAGCGUUUGAAGCACCCCUGGCCUUGCCUGAAGUGUCAAAGGUAGCCAUCACGCUGUGGAUCUCGCCUUUGGACCUCAGUGCUCAUAUCCACCUGCCAGAUUGUAGCAGUACAGAGCGUGACCAGCGGCUAAAUUGCAUGAUUCUGGGGUCCGACAUGAAGAAGGUGCAUUUCUUUGGUGGCACUCCAGGUGGCAUCGAGGUCAACGCAGAGGGGGGCCAUCUGCAAACAGACAUGGUAAAGGAUUUGGGGGCUGGGUCCUGGGUAAGCUUCGAGGAGUUUGCCUCGAUGGCACGUGAGUCGCUGGAGCGCGUUAACUCUGAAGAUCACGAGCCGUGA
Molecule: messenger RNA, 681 nt
Organism: Symbiodinium pilosum
Lineage: Eukaryota; Dinophyceae; Suessiales; Symbiodiniaceae
Source: the annotation of a GenBank genome assembly